AUGGAGCGCACAAACGUGCACGCCGCGCCGGCACGCUUACCGAACCACGAUGGCGUACUAGUAUCGUUUAUGCUGAUAAUUGACGGAAUUGUCGGAACUUCGUUUGCGCUACUGCGCUUGGCGCGAUGGUUUCUUACAUUUGCCUCCCUCACCGUCCCCAGUGCCGUGUACAAAGUGUUGCAUUAUACCCUUACUCUGCGCUUGAGUUUCGCAUUUCUCAUUGUCGUCCUCAUCAGCGUCUCUGCCAUUUUGCUUGCAUGGCUGCGGUACCGCCACUGGAACCGGUACGAGAAAUUCCGCGACGAGCCGAUCCGCAAAAAUGAAAAUGCGUACCAUUUGCACCCGGAUGUCGCACACAAUGCGGUCGGAGAAGACCGCGGCAAUUUUCACUGGUACCUGGAUGAGUUUUUACAGGCCAUCCGAAUUUUUGGCUUUCUCGAGCGCCCCGUAUUCCACGAGCUUGCGCGGCAUUUGCAAACGCGACGUCUUGUCGCGGGCGACGUACUAAGUCUAGACUCGGACUACUCUUUCUACAUUGUUGUCGACGGGAAUGUGCAGGUAUUCGCGCCGUCUGGAAAGCCGUCUGCGUGCCCCCCAGGGUCCGAGCCCCAGGAUGCAUACCAACUUGUCAACGAAGUCGAACGAGGCGGAACACUGAGCAGUCUCUUUACCAUCCUGCGUCUUUUUACCGAAAAUGUUCAGCUCCGAUUUACGCAGGACACACCGGACAUCACACAUGACGCCCACUCGCAGUCAGCGCCGCCGCAUCUCUCGCCCUCCUCGGUGCUGAACAAUGCGGCGUCGCACCAUGCGCAAGACGCAAGGCCAGACACAUUCGAGCACUCGACCUUGGACCUCUCCGAGUCCAUGGCGGCUGUAUCGCCGCUCCUAGGGCCCAUGAGUCCGUCCUUGUCGUCGUUUGGUGCCCCUUCAUGCUCCGCUACCGCGUCGCAGCAGCCCCCACUUGCCGAUAUGGCGCCGGGCUCGAUGGCGCGUGCGACGGUAGACACCACUGUUGCUGUGAUUCCUGCCGAGGCAUUCCGACGCCUCACGGCCAAGUUCCCCAGCGCCGCCUCGCACAUUGUCCAGGUCAUCCUCACUCGCCUUUCGCGCGUAACAUUUCACACCGCGCACCGGUACCUCGGCCUCACGCGCGAAGUGAUGCAGACGGAAAAAGCGAUCAAUGAGUACGCAAAAGUCUUUUUGCCGUCCAUAUUCUAUGAGCAGGGCGCGAUCGAGCAGCUGCGCCGCCGGUUCCGUUCCAAUCCCUCGUCGGGUUGGGCCAAUACGCCCGUCUCGCCGCUGGACCGCGACGCACCGUGGCUCAAUUCGCCGCCUGCAACCAUGCCACGCUCGCGUGUUGUCUCGCACGCUGCAAGUGCCACACUCCAUGCCCAAGAAAACGGCGACGAUGCGCUGCCCCAACUGCACACGGCCGUAGGACCGGGCGACUUGCACAGCAUGAUUUCCACGCUCGAAGAGCCCGCUUUUUUUGAGCACUCGUCGCGCCAUCCAUCGAUUGCUCUGCGCUCAGAUAUGCGCGAGGCGUCGAGCCGCGCGCGCCCUGACGACAUUACGGCGUGGGCAAACAACGUCCCGCUCGAUCUUCGCGAAGAAGUGAUGAACUGCAUUGCAAGCAGCAUUGGGCUCACGCAAGCGGUGAUCCAAGAAGCUCCGAGCACGAAUGCAAGCCCCUACUUGAGCGGCCAAGACGCUCUGCACCGCAAUGUGUACACCGGCCUUUCUGGCCUCGGCAUGUCGACAGCCAGCGAGGAUAGCACGAGCGCAACGAGCCGCGCCGAUUUUUCCAGCGCGAACAUCGACGGUGCACAGAAUGGCGUGGAGAUCCGCUUUUUUCAUGCGGGUGAGUACCUCGUCCAUGCAGACGAGCAGAAUGCAGGCCUCUUUUACGUGAUCGACGGCUUCCUCGACCUAUCGCUGCAGCAAACCAAUGUAGACGAUGUGCCGGAGAAGCAAAAGUCGAAACACGAAAAGACGUCUCGCGAGGCGGACUUGGAAGAGAUGCACGACUCCAGAUUUUACGUGCCGCCUCCUUCGCAGGUCGGCAAUGCACUGGACGGAACGGCAGAAGAAACAAAGAAGAAGCGCGCGCAUUCAGACAUGACUGGACAAGCACGCGAGCAGCGCUCGGCGCAGUUUCUAUUUAGCAUUGGCCGCGGCGGUAUCGCCGGGUAUCUAUCGAGUUUGCUUGGCGUGCCGAGCUACGCAGACAUUGUUGCCAAGACCGACGUAUACGUCGGCUAUCUUCCCGUCAAGGCACUUGAGUGCCUCGUCGAGAAGCGUACAAAUGCGCUGCUGACCCUCUCCAAGCGCCUCUUGUCUCUUUUGCCUCCGCUCAUUCUGCACAUUGAUGCGGCGCUUGACUGGCAGCAAGUCGAUGCUGGGCAAGUCAUUUACCGCGAAGGCGACGUGAGCGACAGCAUCUAUAUUGUGAUCAACGGCCGCCUGCGCGCCAUCACAGACCACGGAAAAGAUGGCGAGCUGGAAAUUUUGGGUGAGUACGGCCAGGGCGACAGUGUCGGCGAGCUUGAUAUGAUCACCAACAGCCGCCGCGCCAAGACCGUGCACUCGAUCCGCGAUUCGGAGCUGGCAAGGAUGCCCAUCACGCUCUUCAACGCUAUUUCGGUGUGGCAUCCGCCCAUCACGAUCCAAGUGUCGCGCCUGAUUGCGCGGCGCAUGCGCCGCGAGCUAGGCCCCAAAAAAGGCAGACUGAACGACUUACCGACGCACGUUGCUGGCGUUUCAAGCCUGGGGCGCAGCACCCUGAAUUUAAAAACGGUUGCGCUCCUCCCCUCCUCGUUCCAAGUCCCGAUCGUCGAGUUUGCGCGCCGAUUACAAGCGACGUUUAAAGAGAUGCGCGGCUCGACCAUCUUCCUCAAUCGGCAUACGAUCAUGCGUGCGCUUGGAAGGCAUGCAUUCUCGCGCAUGGGCAAGCUCAAGCUCGCUGGAUGGCUCGCGCACCAGGAGCAGAUGCACAGGCUCGUGGUCUACGUUAUCGAUACAUCCGUCGGCUCUUCCUGGGCACAAACCAGCAUACGCCAAGCAGACUGUAUUCUCCUCGUGGGCUUUGGCGACGAUCCGAGGGUGGGCGAAUUCGAGCGGCUUUUGUUGAGCGUCAAGACCACCGCUCGCAAAGAGCUCGUCUUGCUCCACGCAGAGCGCAGCGUCCUGCAUGGCUCGACGCGCGAAUGGCUGCGUACGCGCCCAUGGAUUAGUGCACACCACCACGUAGAGAUGGCGGGCUUGGACGUGCCGCAAACGGCCGCGCCUACCCUCCCCCCCGACGAUCCACGCCCUGUCAGGGCACUGCGCAGCCUCAAGGAACGGCUCGAGACGCGUAUUGGGCGCGGCAAAACGCGCUCGCGCGUCGCGACCAUCAGGCCCGUGCACUUCAACGAUUUUGCACGCCUCGCGCGCCGGCUUUGCGGUACGAGUAUUGGGCUCGUGCUUGGCGGCGGCGGCGCGCGUGGCUGUGCGCAUGUCGGUGUGCUGCGUGCGAUGGAAGAGUAUGGUAUUCCAAUCGAUAUGGUCGGUGGCACGAGCAUUGGGUCGCUUGUUGGCGGUUUGUACGCGCGCGAUGGCGACGCAGUAUCGAGCCACGGGCGCACCAAGCGGUUUGCCGGCAGGAUGGCGAGUCUCUGGCGUUUUGUAACGGAUUUGACCUACCCUCUUGUCUCCUAUACCACCGGCCACGAAUUCAACCGCGGUAUUUUCAAGUGCUUUGCCGAUACGCACAUCGAGGACAUGUGGCUUCCCUUUUUCUGCAAUACGACCAACAUCACAUGGAGUCGGAUGGAAGUGCAUACAAGUGGGUAUGCGUGGCGGUAUAUCCGUGGGAGCAUGACACUUGCAGGGAUUGUUCCGCCGCUAAUCGACGAUGGGCAUAUGUUGGUCGAUGGCGGGUACACCGAUAAUUUGCCAGUGGGCGUAAUGAUGGCGCUCGGCGCUCGGACUGUAUUUGCGGUCGAUGUGAGCAGUAUCGACGACACGAGUCCGCAACAUUACGGCGAUACCUUGUCGGGCUGGUGGGUCCUUCUUAGCCGGUUCAAUCCAUGGAGCAAGAUGUGGAAAGUUCCGGGCAUCCCGGAUAUUCAAUCGCGACUUACGUAUACAACGUCUGUGCGCAUGCUCGAGGAUGCAAAGAGUAUGGACAACUGCCUGUACUUGCGCAUGCCCGUCGAGCAAUAUGGUACACUCGAGUUUAGCAAGUACGAGGAGCUUCUUCAGGCGGGGUAUGUAUCGACGCAUGCAGCGCUGCGCAAGUGGGACGAAGAGCAUCGUUUGCCGUCGGAUGCGGACAAUGUCGAUGCAAAAACGACGGAUGACAAGGAUUCGGGAGGCGUCCGUGCGCGACGAAAUAGUUUCUAG
This is a messenger RNA of Malassezia vespertilionis, 4389 nucleotides long. RefSeq lists its product as uncharacterized. NCBI's taxonomy places the organism in Eukaryota, Fungi, Basidiomycota, Malasseziomycetes, Malasseziales, Malasseziaceae. Gene Ontology annotation, molecular function: phosphatidylcholine lysophospholipase A1 activity. Gene Ontology annotation, cellular component: endoplasmic reticulum. The record is from RefSeq and is a predicted model, not a curated record. Gene Ontology annotation, biological process: phosphatidylcholine metabolic process. The transcript has a single exon. The coding region runs from base 1 to 4389 and encodes 1462 amino acids.